Molecule: messenger RNA, 2426 nt
Organism: Salmo salar (Atlantic salmon)
Lineage: Eukaryota; Metazoa; Chordata; Actinopteri; Salmoniformes; Salmonidae
Gene: ergic3
Product: ERGIC and golgi 3
Biological process (GO): retrograde vesicle-mediated transport, Golgi to endoplasmic reticulum; endoplasmic reticulum to Golgi vesicle-mediated transport
Cellular component (GO): endoplasmic reticulum; endoplasmic reticulum membrane; COPII-coated ER to Golgi transport vesicle
Source: RefSeq, a predicted model, not a curated record
AGUUACAAGCAUAACACAUACUAUCCCCAAUUGCUAGCAGUAGCAUAACCCAUUCAUAGACGCUAACUACCAUGAGCGCCUAUAUUGAAGAUAUCUUCUGGUCGGCGAACUUUUGUUAAGAGCCCCGACUCUCGUUCUGAACGUUAAAACGCAUCGCUUGCGUUACGGUUUUUGUAAACAAAAGUAACGUACCUUUUCAUAUCACCGAUAAAUAAUCUUAAAUUACUACACCUUUUAUAGAGUUAGGGUUCCCACACAGCCAUAUGUCCAUGUUAGAGCGCUUGUUUACGGAAAACAGACGGAAGACAGGCGUACUAAUUAGCUAGCUAAGUCUCCGAAGACCUGUGUGUAAACGGAAGAAGACGCCACAAACGUGUUGUCACUGAACAAUACUGUCAGCUGCAACUGUUAAAACAGCGUACAUCACCAUCAUAAGUGGUCUCAUCAUGUUGAUCCUGUUCUUCUCAGAGUUGCAGUAUUAUCUCACUAAGGAGGUCCAUCCUGAAUUGUUUGUGGACACAUCACGAGGAGACAAACUGAAAAUCAACAUUGAUGUGAUAUUUCCUAACAUGCCAUGUGCCUAUCUAAGCAUUGAUGCCAUGGACGUUGCUGGAGAACAGCAGUUGGAUGUGGAACACAACCUGUUCAAGCAAAGGCUCGACAAGGACAGCAAUCCUGUCACUACAGAGGCAGAGAAGCACGAUUUGGGACAAGAGGAAGGUGACAUUUUUGACCCCAGUAAGCUAGAUCCUGAGCGCUGUGAAAGCUGCUACGGAGCAGAGAUGGAAGAUUUGAAGUGCUGUAACACCUGUGAUGAUGUACGAGAAGCCUAUCGCAGGCGGGGUUGGGCCUUCAAGAACCCCGACACCAUCGAGCAGUGCAAGAGGGAGGGCUUCAGCCAGAAGAUGCAGGAGCAGAAAAACGAGGGCUGCCAGAUCUACGGCUUUCUGGAGGUCAACAAGGUGGCAGGAAAUUUCCACUUUGCCCCUGGAAAGAGUUUCCAGCAGUCCCAUGUUCAUGUGCAUGCUGUGGAAAUUCAUGAUCUGCAGAGUUUUGGACUAGACAACAUCAACAUGACUCACUUUAUCAAGCAUCUAUCCUUCGGGAGAGACUACCCUGGUAUCGUCAAUCCUUUGGAUGGCACCGAUGUUGCAGCACCACAAGCAUCCAUGAUGUAUCAGUACUUUGUGAAGAUUGUCCCAACCAUCUACGUGAAAUGGGAUGGAGAGGUGGUUAAAACAAACCAAUUCUCUGUGACCCGACAUGAGAAAGUAGCCAAUGGGCUGAUCGGAGACCAGGGCUUACCUGGGGUGUUUGUAUUAUAUGAACUCUCCCCUAUGAUGGUGAAAUUCACAGAGAAACAGCGAUCAUUCACUCAUUUUCUCACAGGAGUGUGUGCCAUCAUAGGGGGUGUAUUUACAGUUGCUGGACUCAUUGAUUCAUUGAUAUACCACUCUGCAAAAGCCAUCCAGAAGAAGAUUGAACUGGGCAAAGCAUCUUAGUGGAGUGUUUGACACGAGCAAACCAGCCUGUUCAUCAGUCUCCGGAGGGGCCGAUCUGGAAAGGGGAAGUGACUACAAACUGACUCAUGCUUCCUAACAUGGAAAAAAAACACUAAGAAUCUGAAAAAUUUCCCUCAAUAUGGAAAGGAACUUUGACUGCUGUGUCUCCCAUGUUGUUUGUUUUACAUCCCCAUCCAUACAAAGAAUGAAAGACAGAAUCACUGACCAGAAGAGAGACCUAACCGAUUUUUUUUAACUCAUUUGAUUCAUCCCCAGUCCUAACAAACUGUACGUCUAUCAAUUGGUUCCCUGAUAUUUUAUUUUGCCAUUCUCAGCUACCCUAAACAUACUUUGGUGGCCAGUGGACAUAUUUAUCCUUAAGUUUAUCCCAAGCCUUAAUUUCUAAACAUGUACCAUUCUUUUACAUGUGUAUUGCUUCCCCAUCACAAAUUAAGUAUUUGAUAUGAUAUGUGACCCGGGCAGGGUGAAUGUGUUUUUUAAUGUGUGUUCAGGGGUGUAUUCAUUAGUGCAAACUGAAGCAAAAAGUUUGGCAAUGGAAACGAGAAUCUCUUAUUGGACAAGUUCAGGUAGGUCCCUCCCCGUUUUGGCCUGUUUGCUUCCAGUUGGUUCUUAGUGAAUACCCCAGAUUGAUGGAAGCUCUGCCUGUCGUUGAGAGGACUACUUGAGGAGACUGGAUUAUGCAGUUUAAUAAUGUUUUUGUUCAUUUGUUGUGAUUGCACAUUUUGAGAUCCUAUUCAGGGGCCUGGGUUGAGUGAAGGAGUGUGUGUGCAAGAGUGCACGCGUGUGUGAGUGCAUGUGGUGUCUGGUGCUGUGCACAGCCUAUUUUGUGUGUGGGAGAGAUGUAUUUAUAUUUUGAUUGUCCUCAACUGUUUUUAAAAUGACAAAUAAAUGUUGAAUACACCA